AUGGAUAGGAAACCGUGGUUUUCUAUGAUCAACUCUUCGAUUUUCGUUUCUUGGAAAACAAGGGCUUCUCCUCUGCCAAGAGUAUCUGUGGAACAAAAGAAGAAGGAUUCUAGCUUCAAUACUUGUAGCAAGAGCCUCUUUAAUAUUUCUUCAAGUCAAAGUAGAUAUGGCAAAAAAGGUAAGGACGAGGAAGGAAAAUAUGUGGAAGUAGAACAAUUUAUUGGAAGUGGAACCCCUGUAGGUGAAACCUCAGGCCUGAAAGAAGGAAUUUUGAAGAGCAGCAUCUUAGAGAUAGAAUCGAUUGCAAAAUCUUUAGGGGCGGUGGAUAUCUCAAAAAAGGGAAUGGAAGGAGGAUCAAAUGUUAAGGAGCCAAGUAUCAAAAGAAAGAAAUGGACAAGGAGAAAGGGGGUAGGAAGGCGAACACAAACCAAUCAAAGGAUCCUAAAUGCGAAAAACUGA
Vicia faba (fava bean) is the source of this 459-nucleotide messenger RNA. The record is from the annotation of a GenBank genome assembly. Lineage: Eukaryota; Viridiplantae; Streptophyta; Magnoliopsida; Fabales; Fabaceae.